Megachile rotundata (alfalfa leafcutting bee) is the source of this 2320-nucleotide messenger RNA. It is a transcript of the gene Scgdelta, whose product is annotated as sarcoglycan delta. Gene Ontology annotation, cellular component: membrane; sarcoglycan complex. Gene Ontology annotation, biological process: heart contraction. The record is from RefSeq and is a predicted model, not a curated record. NCBI's taxonomy places the organism in Eukaryota, Metazoa, Arthropoda, Insecta, Hymenoptera, Megachilidae.
GUGGCGCGCAAAUCCGUUCGUUAAAAUAAAAUUCGUUCGUUAACGCAACUGUGCUAAGUGUGUUACAUUAUAAGUGUACUUAUAAAGACUAUUCUUAUAACAAUUAAUAUUUCACCAACACUCCGUGCGUGAACAUUUAUUGUAAAAAUUCGAGAAGUUGAAAAAGAUGGUCCGCCAUCUUGACUCGAUUCGUUCUCAAAAUUUGUCCCUUCACAAAAAAUACUCGUUAAAUAAUAAAGUAUUCGUUAAAUAAUUUCGUGCAUCCAUACAAUUGUUCGGAAAGUGUUCUCCAACGUCCAGGAAAAUGGAGUUCGAGUUCAAGACGACUUCCAGAAUCCAGUUUUGAAUUUUUCACAUUCCGGAGCAGACACGCGGCACAAUGGCGAACAUGGACACGUCGCCGACACUCAGUAUCGGUGGCUCGAGGGCCAGGGCCGCCCUUUUGACUACUACCGGUAGCGGAACCGGAAGUACCGAUAGACGCGUUGUCUUUUUAGCGAGCCAACCGAACGUUGGAAGUGGUCACGAGACGAAGACCUGGCCUCACCAUUGGUCACCGCACACGACCGGGAACAGUUACAAAUCGCCCGAGGAGUCGCCGCAUUCGGAGCACAGCAGAUUGAGGAUGUCUCGAGGGCAGACAGGCUGGGCAGACGAGCCGUGCACGUCGACCGGUGGCCGGAACGUGGUUCGACAAUCCGCGGGACCAUCAUCGAGGAGGACGCCUCCCCUCCUCGAAGAUCACACUUCCGGUACCGCGUCGUGCAAAGAAGGAUUGAGGUUAGGUGUCUACGGCUGGAGAAAGAGGUGUCUGUACUCUCUGGUGCUGACUUUAAUGAUCAUCGUUAUCCUGAACCUGGCUCUCACCGUGUGGCUGCUGAAAGUCAUGGGAUUUAGUUCUGAGGGAAUCGGCUCGCUGAAGGUGGUGCCCGGAGGGAUCGAGCUCAGAGGUCAAGCUGCCGUUCUGGAUACCCUGGUGGCCUCCAGCCUCAGAUCCAGACGAGGAAAGAAUCUGGUUCUCGAGUCUUGGAGCAACUUCACUGCGUCUGCCAGGUCGCACGAUGGCCGACUACUCGCGCGAUUCACCGUCGGUGAAGAUCGCGUGGACUGUGUGUCGAGAGGGUUUCGAAUAACCGACCCUCAAGGAGGAAUCCUCUUCUCGGCGGACAGGGAGCAGGUGGUGGUGGGAGCUGAAAUGCUGAGGGUAACCGGCGACGGGGGUGCCGUUUUCCAAGGCAGCGUUCAAACACCGCUGGUCAGAGGGGAAUCGGGUCGUGGACUCAGACUGGAAUCGGCGACCAGAUCCUUGAAAAUCAGCGCACCCCAGAGAGUGGCGAUCGAGUCCUGGGCCAACGAGAUAUCAGCUUCCUGUCUGACCGACCUGAAGCUGCAGAGCGUGCACGGCGCCAUCAAGUUGGACGCGAAAACGUUGUUCAUGAAGGGUUUGAAAACUGCCAGUCCUAGUCAGGGACACUCGUCGAGAGAGCAACAGCAGCAGCACUCUUCCCGGACAUCCUCUCACCAGAAUCAAAGGGACACGACCAUAUAUCAGUUAUGUGCCUGUGCUAACGGCAAACUGUUUCUCGCUAGGUCCGAGGGAAUCUGUCAGGCGGACAAAUCAAUUUGCUAAUACCCGACUGGAAGAAAUCGCCUCGAACGAACCUUCCAGUUAAUUGAGCCCGAUCAAAGACACUGGGUACCUGUGAGAACGCGAACGAACCCGUGACGAUGAAAGUGUCGAAUGUAGAAUCCAUGGCAGGUGACGAUAUACGGUAGUCCCGAGUUCGCCUAAGGCCUUCCGCUUUUCGCUGGUGUUUCCGUGUUCUAGAGCAGCCAGUCUUUCGUCGCGAUGAGGAUCCGGAGAACUUGGAAGCCGUCGAAGGACGCUAUAGAAAGUGAUCCAGGGAGUUAGAGUUCUUCCAAGCUAGCCAGUAAAAUUGCCUAAAUCGCGCGUUAAGUCCUGUAUACCUUCGCUGAGAUAAAAAACGAUCUGGCUGGCAAUCGUCACCUCGUUCCUGUCUGUCCCUAUGCCCGUUAGACUGAACCGUUUUACCCCGCGUUCCUGGUUUCUUUGCGCAAAACGUUCGCCAGACCAUAAGCAACGAUUUGCAGUUCCUUCGUACCAAUGAACGAGAAGUGUCGAAGUGUGAAUAACUUGGUCGCGUUAGCUGCAUAUGUCUGUUCGCCCGAGUACGCCGAUUAGAGGGACGUCGCGAUUAGAGGAACGUUUAUUUUGGUGCGUGUUUUAUGGUAAAAUGGGAGGCGCGAGUGUAGUUCACUGUAAAAGGAUCAGGUUGUGAUCCAGCUUGUACGCUGUACA